Molecule: messenger RNA, 405 nt
Organism: Hydatigera taeniaeformis
Lineage: Eukaryota; Metazoa; Platyhelminthes; Cestoda; Cyclophyllidea; Taeniidae
Source: the annotation of a GenBank genome assembly
AUGGGAGUUGAAAAAAGUAUGUGCUUCCUUCAGGCAUUCAUCGACGCAUUUGACGCUGAACCGGAAGCAGAAGAUGAAGAAAUCGUGGAAGACAAAUCAACCGAUGAGGCGAAGACGGCAGAUGAGGAGAAAAGUGGAGUAGACUGCGUAGGUGAUGCAGAUGUCGGCGAAUUAAACCUUAUGCCCAACUCUGAGGACGAAGCAGAGGCGGCGGCGGCAGAGGAGAAAGCUGCGACACUUUCAAAGGGUCUGUCGGCGGCUCGCAGGCGUCAAUUGGAGCGUGCGUUGCGCAGGAAGGCCGGUCGUGCCGGUCGCCACUUCUACGAAGAGGUGAAUACGAAGAAUAGGAAACGUCGACGUGGUGGUGCCGAAAGUAGACUUUCUGACCGCUUGUCAACUAUGUAA